GCUUAAAACUAAAAAUUUUUCCAAGAAAAGAUGGCACUUGCAGAAGUAUCUUUAAACCAUCACUCCUACUAGAAACACUUAGAAAGGCAUGGCUAAGCUAGCAGUCGGUCAAAAAGGUUCCAGGAAAAGUGCGCAACAGCCUGGGGGCGAGGACAGAAACUUCUCCACCCAACUUUGGCUCGGCCUUUUCAAGAGCCUCGGAACCGGGGGCCAGGACCGGCGUCUCCUGCGUGCGGGCAACAGUUGCCACGAGCAGCUGGGUUUAGAAAAGGCAGUCUGCCUAGCCAGUUGUCCCUUCUCCGUCGUCCCCUCCCUCCCUCCUUCCCCCAAGGCCAAGGACAGCGACGUCGUCCUCCCUCUUCUCCUCCUCUUUGGUGCCUUCAGCCAAGAGGCGGGAGUGACCCGCAACAGCUGACCCGGCAGAGGCACUGCCUCUCCCACAGCCCUCAGGACACACCAUGGGCCCAGAGGCCGGUUUGCAGCACAGCAGCGACGACGCAGGCGGUGGCCCCGGCGACUCUCAACUACCUCCCUGACCGUCACGACCACCGCCCAAUACCCCGAAGAGUCGUCGCCACCAACGGCAGGAGAAUCUAAGGACCCCAAAACCACCCUCGCGAUCGACUCAAGCUACGUCAACAACUAUGGCGGGGGACGGGCGGCGGGCGGAGCCGGGGAGGGAAGGAUGGGGGAUGUACGUCACACCCCGGGCCCCCCUACGGGAGGGAAAGCUCCGGCUCGCCCCUCAAAAUGGCGGCGGCAGUGACGCGCCUGCGUACGGAACUCCUUCGCCGUCGCGUCACGGCCGGCGGGAAGUGAGGUUCUCAGAAAAGCCGCCAGAAGUGUACGGCGACUUCGAGCCCCGAGUGGCCAAAGAAAAGUCCCCGGCGAGAAGACGAGUCCCGCUAGAAGAGUUCCGGCCUGAUUCUGCGAAAGAGGAAGUGAGAGAAAGCGCCUACUACCUUCGGUCUCGGCAGCGGAGGCAGCCGCGACUCCAGGGAGCCGAGGAGAUGAACACACGAAGGACUACCCGCCUGCAGCAGCAGCAACAGCAGCAGUCACACCAGUCCCUGCACCACCCGUCUCCGGUUACGACCAGGAGAGGGUUACGGGACUCUCAUUCCUCUGAAGAGGACGAACCAUCUUCACAAACUGUUUUAAGCCAAACAGUCCCAAAGAAAACUAUCCAGAGAACACAAGAAACUCCAGUGGUGAGUGAAGAUCCUAUAAUCAGCCUGCGUAGACCCCCUCUAAGAAGUCCAAGAUCUGAUUCGGCAUACAAAACAAAUGGAAAUACUAAAAUGAGUGAAUUAGAAGCCACCGGUGUCCAACAGAAGGUCAAUUUUUCUGAAGGAGGAGAAACUGAACAGGAUGAUCAAGACAGCUCUGACAGUGAUAUUACUACUGUUAAGGUCAGAUCCGGGGAUUCUCUUGAUUCUGGAGAUCAAACCCCCAGAUCAUCAACUCAAUAUCCAGAAUCAUUUUGGCAGUCAUCACAAAGUCGAGACUUCAUAACUCUUGAUAAGCAACCUUCUGUGCUAAGCUCGGGAUAUCAAAAAAAACCUCAGGAAUGGCUUGAACAAACCACAAGAAUAAGGGCUAGGAUGCAAACAUCAUCACCAAGCAAGAGUUCAAUAUAUGGCAGUUUUUCCGAUGAUGACAGCAGUCAGAAAUCAGAGCUUGGAAACUGGUCUCCAUCAACCUCCAGCCAACAAGUGACUGGACAACCUAAAAAACCCAAAAGUGCAUCUUUUAUCAAGAUGUGGUGGUGUCUACCUGUUUGUAUAGUUUUUUUGGCCGUUUGGAGUUUUUUGUUCCCUUGUAGUCCUGAAGUAGAAACCACUGCUGUUCAAGAGUUCCAGAACCAGAUGAGACAACUAAUGACUAAGUAUCAAGGUCAAGAUGAGAAGCUGUGGAAAAGGAGUCUUACAUUCCUGGAAAAACAUCUUAAUAGCUCCCAACCUCGGCCUCAGCCUGCUAUCUUGCUGCUCGCCGCUGCUCGGGAUGCUGAAGAAGUGCUCAGGUGUCUGAGCGAACAAAUUGCUGAUGCCUACUCUUCUUUCCGGAGUGUCCGUGCCAUCCGGAUUGAUGGGGCAGGCAAAGCUACUCAAGACAGCGAUAUUGUCAAACAAGAGGUAGAUUGGGAACUGAGCAAUGGAUUCAAGAAUGGCCAGAAUGCUGCUGUGGUACACCGCUUUGAGUCCCUGCCUGCAGGCUCUACUUUGAUCUUCUAUAAAUAUUGUGACCAUGAAAAUGCAGCCUUCAAAGAUGUAGCCUUAGUCCUGACUGUCUUGUUGGAGGAAGAGACACUGGGAACCAGUCUAGGCCUAAAGGAAAUUGAAGAAAAAGUGAGAGAUUUCCUCAAAGUCAAGUUCACCAACUCUGACACACCCAACUCCAGCAAACAUAUGGACCCAGACAAAUUGAGUGGGCUCUGGAGCCGUAUUUCUCACUUGGUCCUGCCUGUCCAACCUGAAAAUGCCCUGAAAAGUGGCAUCUGCUUAUAAGGGGUGACAGACGACAAAAAUCAUGUCUCAAGUUCUGAGAAUUUUUCAGACUUUCUAGCCAGAGAUGGGAUUCAGAGCUCUUUUUGAAAGAACUGGUUUCUUUUUAAAGGAAAUUAAGUUCUUAUGUAAACAUAGAACAUCUAAAUCAUAUAUUCAACCUAAGUAUCUGUUACUUGAGAGAAUCAUUUCCCUGUUUCCACUGAGAUCUGUGUUAAUGAUCUCUGAGGACUAUAAAUUACAUGCAAGUCCCAUAGAGGAUCUCUAGAUUCGGGGUUGAAACAUUAUUGCUAUGGUAUGACCAGACCAGGUUGGGGGGGAUUGGGCUCCUUCCUAUGAAUCCUCUCAAUUUUUUAAGUUAGAUUUUUCACAGAGUUUGCUAUUAGUAAGGCAGCUCUCUAAAUGCAACUGUGGGUUUUCCCGUUUUGUUCUUUUACAUCAUUUAGGUGCAAGUUCCUUAGUCAGCUUCCCCUCAUAGGAAUAAGAGUAAUGAAAGGUCACCUGAGUAUGUGUAUGGAUUGUUUUUUUCUUUGUUUUUGGAGGGCAGGAGAAGGGGGCUAGGGAAAAGAGAAAUUGUGGAAUAAGGAAGGAAAGGGGGGAAAAAAUCUUCAAGAUGAAAUUUAAAAUAAGCCACUGAGACUUAGGUCACUCAGGCAUAGCCAUAUAAACUCCAUUCUCAGUGAAUUCUGUUGGGGUUUGUUUUUCACAUGUCCUUUUUCUCCUUUAGGAAAUUUUUGGUCCUCCCAAGGAUUUUGAAGCAUGUAUAUUAUAAGGUUUAGCAUAUUUGUUCAUUUGACUCUGAAGGGUGUGGUCAAUUCAGAGCAUUUUAUUUUGGACAUAUCCUGAAGCCUUUGUUUUGAAUUCAGAAAAUACAGUUGCAGGAAUUGUUAAACCAUCAGUCAGCCAGGACUGUCUGUACUGGACUGUCGAAGAAGGAUUUGAUUUUCUGUGUGCAGUCCUAAGUCCUUUAAUGUCACUCUUACAACAAAUGUAAAGAUUUACUAUGCAUGUGAUAAAUUUUAUUAAGAGUGCCUCAAGCCAAAAGGAAAUGAACUUGACCAUAUGUGAAGAAUGUUGAAAUGUACUAUUGUGCAUUCCUGUACUACUGUUGCAUUUCAAGUGUCACUUUGCUUCUGUAACUGAGCUUUCUCAAAAUCUGUCGCCUCCGUUGUUUUUCUCAAAAUCUUAAGAUUCCGGAUCUACCAUGUUUUGUUUUGUUUUUAAGUGAAAAUACUGUUUUUAGAAUACUAGAGGCAGUCAGUGGCUUUAUCAUUUACCUUUUGAGGAUCCCAUGCCUCGUAGUGGAAUGUGGUCUGGUUUCUUCCAACUAGGACAACCACUAUUCAUAAAUUUAUACCCUUUAUUGAAAUUUGCUCCUGACUGUCACAAGUCAGGCCAUCUGAUUUAUAGAGGAUUCUAAAACAAGAGUUUUUGAAAAGGCUUAUUUUAUACACAUAUAUUAUAUGGAGAAACAAAUGUUUUUAUUAAAUGUUUCGCUGACCAAAAUAAUUUUAAAGAAAUUAAUGUUACUUAUAUCUUUCAAGAAAAAAUAAUUGUAGUAGCUGAUCUGUAAAUGACUUUAGAAGCUAUUUUAGUAAUUUAAAUAAAUUUACUUUCUUGAUUUGUA
Molecule: messenger RNA, 4131 nt
Organism: Callorhinus ursinus (northern fur seal)
Lineage: Eukaryota; Metazoa; Chordata; Mammalia; Carnivora; Otariidae
Gene: TOR1AIP1
Product: torsin 1A interacting protein 1
Biological process (GO): nuclear membrane organization
Cellular component (GO): nuclear membrane
Molecular function (GO): ATPase activator activity
Source: RefSeq, a predicted model, not a curated record